AUGCGGCACCCACGCCACGCCACGCCGCUUCUCCCACCGGCGGUGCUCCUCCUCGUGACGAUGUAUUGCGUUUAUUGGUGUACUUCCGCCACCGCUUCACAACAGUGCGUGUUCGACGAGCUUAUGCGGAGCAGCGGCCCGCUGCCGACUGCGGCGGUGCGAGAAGUGCCGCGCAAGGAGCAGGGCGCGACGCAGGCGUACACCGUCGCCGCAAAAGCUGCGGACAGUGAUUGGAAGCCCAUCCGCGUCGGGGUGUCCAUAGAGGAUCUGAAGGACCCAACGAGGUACUGCACUACAGACAAAGAUAAACGCCCAAACUAUAAGGGCAAUAUUGUGACGUGCAACUCUAAGGAUGUCCUGACCGCAUCUAAAAACAGUACGCUGAUAAAUAACAUUCUACCUGUUGCCAUCAGACUUCACACGGACCGCCUGCUUGUUCAGCGCAUCAACAAUUUGUGGAAGGUGCCCGAAUUCUCCCAGAGCAGCAAUUGCCAGCACUUCACUGUGCCCCUCAGUCACAAGCAGCUUGGGGUUUCUGACGUGGAUAUUAUGCUCUAUGUUGCUGUUGGAGCGGAUAUUGUGACGUGGGCUAUCCCGUGUGCGGUAGAGACGAAUGGUCGGCCCAUUGUUGGCGCCAUUCACUUUACUGGUGCCACGCUUCCUUUUAUUUGGCCUGCAGCACGUAUGGCUGCGCACGAGAUCGCUCACGCCCUCGGGUUUAGCGUGGAAGAGAUGACGAGGCAUAGCAUGCUGUCGACCGUCACUUCUUUGCGCGGCAGCAAGUUUCCCGUGACGCUGGUGACUUCUCCUCUUGUGCUUAACAUGACGAAGACGCACUACAACUGUGACACUCUCCAGGGCAUGGAGCUGUCCCAGGAUAGUAAGGGCAGUGCGGAAUCCCACUGGUCGUUGCGCAACGCGAAGGACGAGUUAAUGGCUCCGUAUAAUGGCUACACCGCCGGCUUCUACACCGCUCUGACGUUGGCCGUUUUUGAGGCUUUUGGAUAUUACAAGGCCGUGUGGGGAAUGCAGGAAUUCAUGGUGUGGGGCAACUACACGGGCUGUAACUUCCUGGACAGGCAGUGCCCCGCCGAUGCUCACACCAUUUAUCCCCGCAUGUUCUGCGAUACUGCCGAGCAAUCUCCUCUGUGUACAUCGGAUCGUCAGGCAAUUUCUAAAUGCAUACUAGACAUUGGCGAUCUUUUUUCGACACCACGGGAAGUUUGUUGGACAGUCCAUCCUGUUCAGGGGAACUCCGCUUAUAUCAAUUCCUUUUUUACGUGUUUUGAGGAGGGUUCCGAUAUUUUCCCUGGUACAGCUACUGGGAGUGAUUCGUGGUGCCUCGAUGGGGAAGCAAUCGAGGCCAGUUCCAAGAGCACUGGUGGCUGGGUUUCAGACGUAGUCGCGGUGUGUGCGCAUGUGUUGUGUGGGGAUGCGGAGGUGUCGGUGAAGUACCUCGGCGGCAGUGAUUUUGAACCGUGCCCCGAGGGCGCCACUAUUACACCCAAGUCACCCUACUUCAGGAGCGGCAGGAUUAAGUGCCCGAAGUACGAGGAGGUGUGCGCCGUCGCCCCCGACGGUAGCAGCCUUCUUCCCCCAGUCAUUACCGACGACGACGAAAGCGACAGUGGUGACGGUGGUGACGGUGGCAACGAUGACCUCGACGAGGACUGCGAAGAAUAUUACGAUUGGCCUGAUGAUGAUUCAGCCGUCACUCGCACUGUUUCUUUGGCCUUACCUGCUCUGGCCUUCGCUGUCGCGGUGCAUGUAUUGCUUUGA
This is a messenger RNA of Trypanosoma conorhini, 1779 nucleotides long. Its product is annotated as putative surface protease GP63. The record is from RefSeq and is a predicted model, not a curated record. Gene Ontology annotation, molecular function: metalloendopeptidase activity. Gene Ontology annotation, cellular component: cytoplasm; membrane. The transcript has a single exon. NCBI's taxonomy places the organism in Eukaryota, Euglenozoa, Kinetoplastea, Trypanosomatida, Trypanosomatidae. The coding region runs from base 1 to 1779 and encodes 592 amino acids. Gene Ontology annotation, biological process: cell adhesion; proteolysis.